CCGCCUGCUCCGUUGAUGUUGUGCUUGGCUCCUGUGGGACUGCAACUCACGGCUGGAAACUGGAGCCAAUUUUCUGUCUUCAUCUCUCAGUGUUUUGACUGGAGGCAGAUCCAGUUCAGGCCGAUCAGGGCUGGUGGAAACAACUACCAAGUGUGUCUCUUUCGCUUUGGGAGAAGAAAGUGGAGGGAGCCCCAGAAUGUUGUAGAGGAACUGGCCCUGCGGAAACAGCGGACGGGGGUGGGGGGGGGAGCGGGCAGCAAAACAGACCAUCUGAGGCUGUCAGAGAUGACUCUGGUUCUGUCCAUGAAUAGAUUCUGCGAACCCAUUGUCUCGGAAGGAGCUGCUGAAAUUGCCGGGUACCAGACACUAUGGGAGGCUGACAGCUACGGAGGCCCAAGCCCCCCAGGGCCAGCACAGGCUCCUCUGCAUGGAGACCGGGGAGCCGGUCCCCCGCUGGCAGGAUCACAUUACAGGGGAAUUUCAAAUCCUAUAACAACAUCCAAGAUCACAUACUUUAAGAGGAAGUAUGUGGAAGAAGAGGAUUUUCACCCACCACUCAGCAGCUGUAGCCAUAAAACCAUCUCAAUCUUUGAGGAACGAGCCCACAUUCUUUAUAUGUCCUUAGAAAAGCUAAAGUUUAUCGAUGAUCCUGAAGUGUACCUCCGAAGAUCUGUCCUUAUAAACAACUUGAUGAAAAGGAUCCAUGGAGAAAUUAUCAUGCAGAAUAACUGGUGCUUCCCUGCCUGUUCUUUCAAUGGCACCUCUGCCCAGGAGUGGUUUAUGGCUCAAGACUGUCCUUACCGAAAACGACCUCGGAUGGCCAAAGAGGAGUGUGAAAAGUUUCAUGCCUGCUGCUUGUACCAAGAAUGUGGUGGUCACUACCUAAAUCUACCCCUUUCUGUCAAUGCUAAUAUCGGAAGUGCCUCCACCACUGCCUCCUCUUCCUCCUCCUCCUCCUCCUCAUCUUCCUCUUCCUCUCCUCCUCUGCCUUUACCGAGUUGUUCCCAUCAGGUGGAUUUUGAUUUAGGCAGUGCACAUAUUUACAAGGGUGAUGGCCAGAUACCUGCCAAUGAAAUCUUUGUUACUAAUGCGAGGUCACUGGGUGUUCAGGAAAAGGCCAAAUUAAAUGAUGAGAAAGCAAAUGAUGACACCAACAGGGAUGGUGGCCCCCUAAGCCAUGAACCUGUGGGAAAUGACCUUGCUUUUGAGUGCAAAGGCCAAUUUUAUGAUUAUUUUGAGACUGGAUAUAAUGAAAAAAGCAAUGUAAGUGAGUCUUGGAAAAAGUCCUUAAGGAAAAAAGAGCCUUCACCAAGUAACAAACUGUGCUGCAGCAAAGGAAGUAAAAUAUGAGCCAUCUUCUCACCGAGACCUUGAAGCAUGCACAGCAUGAUCAAUUCGCUCUCAUAAAUUUUAUUUUGAAUGGAUUUUAUAGUUUUGUACAACUAAUACAAUUAUACCAUGAACAUGCCAUGUUGUUUUAAUGCCUGGAGAGCAGAUUGCAUAAAACAUCUGUAUAGUAGGCAUCGGCGAGCUACUUAUACAUGUGGUGACGUUACUGAGAAAACAGUUGACUUAAUGCUUACAAGUAUAUCUUAGUUUUCUUACAGAAAAAUUAGUAGAUAAGACUGGGGGACAAUGUGCCCUUGUGAUAUUUCCAGGACCCCCAAGGAGCCUGUCACUAGCGAAGAACCUUCCACCUGUUUGCCAGUUAAUUAGGUAGUCAUUUGGUAAGCAAAUCCAUGUAACCAGCAAAGGAUGUCUGCUUCUCUAUGAUACAGUAUUUUUUUCUGAAUAAAAGACUGACGACAGGGAGCUAGAUGAAAUGGCUUCCUGGUGCUGUUAAGUAUUUGGAUUUAACAGUCUUGUGUGACAGAUGAAAAUAGGAUAGAACGUAAUGAAACACACCUGUCUAGGGGCAGCAAUCAACAAUGUGAGUAGAGGGUAAUCCCUGCAGGUUCCCGGCUUGCCUGAGAUGGGUGAUGAGGCUUUUAGAGAGGUGUUAUACAGGGCGAUUUUUGGUGCCUUACUUUAUCUUAAUUUUUGCCAAUGUGAAAAUUAAGGAUAAAUCAGAGUACAGCAGGGAUUUAACAAACAGGAAAAAAAAAACACAGGGUGGAUCAAUAUUGUUUGGAAACUGUUAACGUCGAACUAUUGCGUUCAACUUUUGAUUCAACAUCUCUAUUCUUCCUUUAUUUUUGAUGCCCAAUUGCUUUUGGAUUUGGCAUUUUUAGAAAGGGAUGGAGGAAACAAUAGAGAGAGCUGUUAGAAACCAGCACUAGCUGCUCGAGCUUUUCUAUGGCAACGGUCUGUUGCUGGGGUUUGGGUUUUCUGGGUUUUGGAUUGUUUUGUUUUGUUUUCUUGUCCAAUGAAGUUCAUGAACCAGUGGCAUGCAUCAUACUUUAAUCUGUUUUGCAUCAUUUCACUCGUUUAGAUUAUAAAAGCAUGUGGUUUUUUAUAUAUGACUUUUGCUGUUGAUUACGAAGCACAAUGUUAAUAAAUGAUGUGGUGAUCAAUAA
This is a messenger RNA of Hippopotamus amphibius kiboko, 2516 nucleotides long. It is a transcript of the gene SERTAD4, whose product is annotated as SERTA domain containing 4. Lineage: Eukaryota; Metazoa; Chordata; Mammalia; Artiodactyla; Hippopotamidae. Gene Ontology annotation, cellular component: nucleus. The record is from RefSeq and is a predicted model, not a curated record.